This is a messenger RNA of Telopea speciosissima, 2641 nucleotides long. RefSeq names its product trichohyalin-like. Lineage: Eukaryota; Viridiplantae; Streptophyta; Magnoliopsida; Proteales; Proteaceae. The transcript has 7 exons. The record is from RefSeq and is a predicted model, not a curated record. Bases 116 to 2449 code for a protein of 777 amino acids.
AAUCGAUCGUUACAAUCUUCUUUGACACGCCAUCCUCGUCUUCCUCGUUCAGCUAUAUCCUUACUGCUAUCUCCGUUCUCACAGGUUUUCUACCGAAAGGUGAUCACCAGAAUCCAUGGCGGCCAGAUCGUCGUUGAAAGAAGAAGACUUGGUAGUCGAUGAUGGUCUCGGCUAUCCCAGAUUAUAUGCGAAGCUCUGCCGAGACCCCCUUCUCACUCCAUACAAUCAUGGCCCUCCCUUCACUUUCAUUCCGUAUAGUUUUCAGCCUCAAGAGGAUUCGAGAGCGAGGGAGUUAGACCAGAUGUUCCCGGUAAUUGACCCUGAAGCCAAACCUUCCAUAAAGCCUAGAAUUUAUGCUAGCCUCCUCUGGAAGCAACUGAACCACCUCGGGAAUGCUGGCUUCGAUCCUGAAAAAUUUCGAGUAGACCCGUAUGGUAACGUUCUGUAUUAUCAUUCAGAUUCAGGUUCUCCCCUUUCUUGGGAAAUCGAUCAUUGGUUUCCUCUCUCAAGAGGAGGACGGACUGUUCCCUGCAAUCUGAGGAUACUACAAUGGCAAGUAUGUAAGAAGAAGCGUGAUAAGUUGGAAUUUCUCGUUCCCUGGUGGGAUCUUCAGUUGGGGAUCUCUGUAAACCAGUUUCUUAACAUUUUUGCUUCUUCCAAUUCUGAUUUCAGGUAUAGAGCAUUCCAAUUUUUAUUCUCUGAGGGUGAGAGUGAAGAAUUAAAUGAUUCACAGACGGCCCAGUCACAUACUUUUCCAAAACAUUUUGUUGAGUCAAAACGGAAAAUUGGCCUUGCUCCAGCUGCCAUCAUUUUAUCUAGAGGAGAAUAUUCUGAUGGGUCAUCAACGUUAAGAUCCCUUGAUCUCAAUAGACGAAUCAGCCCAAACUCCUCUGCAACUGCUUCGAGGAAAUUCUUGGCUGACGACAAUCAAUCACGCUGCGCCUCAAUUCAGAGAUUUAGGCCUAGUAUGUCAAAGGAAAAUGAGAAUCCUGACAUGGCUACUAAUCCAUAUCUAGCCAUUGUCAUGGCCAGAGACUCCCUGAAGCAGAAGGAAGAGGCAGAAAAGAUGCAAGCAGAGAUAAGGAAAUUGGAUGUGGAACUGGAUGAAAUGAAGCAGAAGAAUGAAGUGGAGAGGGUUGCUCUUCAAGACUUGGAGUUGGUGCUAAUAAAACGUAGGAGAAGGGCUGAGAAGUGUAGGCGGCUUGCAGAAGGACAAUCCUCGUACAGAGCUGUGCUAGAGAAGAUGAUUCGAGAUGCUAUGCACCAGAGUGUUGUUUAUAAGGAACAAAUGAGAUUGAACCAGGCUGCAACUAGUGCUCUGACAGCAAGACUUGAAGCACAGAAUGCGAUAUGUGAUUCCUCUGAGAGGGAACUACACAUGACAUUCAAGCAAAAAAACAAGGUUGAGAAACAGAUCAGGCCUCAAUGGGAGCUAGCGAGGAAGAGAUCGAGGAUGGAUGAUACCCUCUUAGAUCAACGAGACGAUAAAACUCUUCUGUACUUACCGGGAAUCAUGCCAAGGAAACAUUCCCAUAAGGAAUUGAGAGUGUUUCUGAAGGAAGAACAACAGAAGACAUCUGAAGCAAGUUUAUCACUUGAUGAGAAGAGAAAUCAAGAAGUUGAGGAGGAAAAAAAUGAACCCAUCAAAGGCAUUGGCAGAGAGAAGACUGAUGACAUACCAAUUGAGGAAAAGCUUGGAAAAUUAGAGAUUGAAGAAGACAGGAAGGAGGACAUGCGGUUUUCUGUUCUUCAUAGCCCUGAAAGAGAGGAGGAUGAAGAACGCAGAAAGGAACGUGGGAAAGGGAAUGUAGAGAAGUGGCUUAAAAUGCUGUUAGACAAAACCCAGGAAGGACCAAUCAUGAACUCACCUCCUCGAAAUAUGGAUGCACAUAGGACAAGCAAGACCGAGGAAUCUCAAACCGAAGAUGAACAUAGUACAAGCAAGACUGAGGAAAUGGUAAGAAAGUUGAACCUCACGAACCCGCAGAAAGAGGUAAAGAUUUUGCAGUUUCCAGCAUCAGAAAACAAGAAAGGUCUCAAACCAGUCCAGGAAGAUAUUGCGGUGCAAAAUAUCCAUCAGAGAGACGAUGGAAAGAGAAAAGAACAGAUUGGUGAGGAGAAAAUUGGUGAAAACAUGUGUGAGAAAACUGAUGCAAGAGAAGUGAGUAAUGUAGGCAAAGGCAUCGGAAGUAGCUUGAGUUUUGAAGGUAAGGAAAGAAGAGAGAAGAGCGGUAAGGAGAGGGGGCUUGUGAGGAGUGAGAGUGCAAGAAUAUUUAGGCAAAUUCCUUCUUCUCCCUCUGUGAUAUUGGGAAUUAGAAAAGGAGUUGAUUGCAUGAGGAAGAAGCCCAUGGUGAUUGGGUCUGAUGAAGAUGGAGAUGAGAAUCCUGUGGUGAAAAACAACUUCAUCAAGUCAUCCAUCAAAACAAUCAAGAAAGCAGUGAAGAUAUGAAAGUAAUGAAUUUGUUAUUUUCAAUUAAUCAAGCAGUGAACAUGAGAAGUGAUUUUACAUUGUGUGUUCAGCAUUUUCUUUAAUUGAUUUAGAAGGCUAAAUAAUAACUUCUUUAGUUAAGCAACUGUUUGUAAACUUGGAUGUUCUUUUUUGUAUCUGUAAAUAAAGAUUGGUGUUCUAUGAACUCUAUGA